UAUCUCUGCGCUCUGUCCGCCUGCAUUGGUCCAGCAAAGCAGACACACGUAGGCGCGUAUCCGACCGACCAACCCCCUCUUCCCCCGGCAGACUGAGCCGGCUAGCGGCGGGACGGCCAGGCAGCGACGACAGGCUGCUGCAGUUUUCCAACGGGACGGACAGAACAGAGGUUUCCACCGAACGAGGAGGUGUGACACUGUACUGAGUCCCCUCAUUGUGUGCAGGAGCACCAUGGCAGCUAUGGGACCCGAGGACAGGGCUGGAACAGGCGGGGCAGCAGUCUGCUCUUUGGGACUACAGGCCUGUGUCUCUACAACGACGCACAGCAGCAAAGGGCCUGACAUGCAGCCCUCUCUGGUGUCUACACAGAGCUGUGUCCAGGUUCAAAAAGCAUUUGUGGAGAGUGGGCAUCACAAGAACAAGACAUCAGUUCACCUGCCACAGAGGCAGGCUGAGAGAGGCUGGAGCAACCCAACUGCUCCCUUGCAAACUAUGGGACCCACAAUGCACUUCAGCAACGUUUCAGCUACCAGAGAGGCGCCAUACAGUUUCCGCAGUCCAGAGUCAGUGGAGAUGGAUGAGAUCAUGGCAGCCAUGGUUCUGACCAGUUUGUCCUGCAGCCCUGUGGUCCAGAGCCCUCCACAAACGGAUCCUGCGCCAGCCGGGUCAUCAUCGCCAGCUGACAUGGAGUGUGGUGGCGGCGAGCUCUCCGACAGCGGCAGCAGCGGCUACUGGAGCUGGGACCACGGCAAUGUGAGUCCCGCCCCAUCGCCGUCCGUCACUGAGAUGGACAGCAGUCCUGAUGAAGGCCUACAUAUGGAACAGGGGGAGGAGCUUCAUGCCAAAAAGCCAAAGAGCUCUUUCAGAGGUGUGUAUAAAUGUCUGUGGCCCAGUUGCGGCAAGGUGCUCACGUCUUCGGUCGGAAUAAAACGACAUAUCCGUGUGCUGCAUCUGGGCAGUGGGUCAGAUCAGUCCCAGAGAGAAGAGGACUUCUACUACACCAGGAUCUCCUGUGAGACCGUGGACGCCAGCUCCACUCCAGCUCCUCCCCAGCAGGUUCUGGGACAGGUCUCUCAUCUCAGCUGGGCCUCCUGCGGUUCUCCUCCGGCCUCGGGGCUCCAGAUCCCCCCAGCCCACAGGCCCAGGUCCAACUCCAGCUCCGGGCCUGGCCCGAGCAGGCCCAGUCCGCUCAGCCAGUCGGCCCCUAGCAGCUUCUGGCAGAUCCACUCGGAGCAUCUCUAUCAGGCUUGUAGCCCCGUCCAGGUAUCUGUGGCUUCCAGAAGCCCCGGCUGUCAGGGUUGGACCCCCUCCGCCUCCGUCUCCGGCCACAGUAGCACUCCGAUGAUAAAACCCCGCUGCCGGUCUGUCAGUGUCGGGGAACAGUGGCUCCAACAGAAUAGGCUGCAGCCUAUAAGUGCGUCACCAUCCCGCACUCACUGCUCCUUCAGGAAGGGUCGCGGGGAGGCCAAAAAGUGCCGCAAGGUGUACGGAGUGGAGCGCAAGGAUCAGUGGUGCACCGCCUGCCGCUGGAAAAAAGCCUGCCAGCGUUUCCCAGACUAAAAACAGCUGUGUGAUGGAGAGAGAGAGAGAGAGAGCGAGAGAGAGAGAGAGAGAGACAAAGAAGUGGAUGAAUGAAUGAGUGACAUAAGAGGCUUUUAUCAAAAAGAGGAUAUAAAUCAGGGCCUGAGAGCCAUCAAGAAAAACAACUUUUACUACAUGUGUUUUUUACUUUCAACCUGUUUUCUUUCUUUCCUAAAUGAAGCCAAAUGAGGUUUUCUCUAUCUUUGUAACUUGAUCCUGAAAAAUGAAGUCUGCAAUGGUGCUAACUGUUGACUGACUUUGACCAUGUGAUGUGCUAAAGCCUACAAUACUCUCCUACUUUAUCCAAAGGUCACAUUACUGCCCGUGUAGUUCCACUGUAUUAGACUGGUACUUGGUUCUUUUCUUUACUCCAACCCUCUCUUCCAGUGGUCACACAGUGGUUAUGAUGUACAUUAUACUGUGUGCUUUGAGUUACGUACGAGUAUUUUAUACCUUUUUUUUAUUGUCUUGUUCAGCCUGUGAAUUGGGCAAUUUGUUUUUUGGAUUUUUCAUGUUUUUGGCACUUUGUUGGAAUAUAAACUCACAGGAAUAAGCUACAUUUGGUUUGACUCAACCAAGUUCCUUCCAUGGAUUUCCUUCCUGCCCAUGUGUUGGCAUACAACCAGUGUUAAUGGUUUUAUCUGUAAUGCUAUGGAGGCGUGGCAGUGGGACUAACAUUAGGGGAAUGAGUUUGUGAUAGCAAUAAAAAAAAAGAGGAAAUAUAUUGUCAAACACAAAUUAAAACGCACUGAGAAUUG
Molecule: messenger RNA, 2340 nt
Organism: Micropterus salmoides (largemouth bass)
Lineage: Eukaryota; Metazoa; Chordata; Actinopteri; Centrarchiformes; Centrarchidae
Gene: znf395b
Product: zinc finger protein 395b
Exons: 10
Coding region: 233-1561 (442 amino acids)
Biological process (GO): regulation of transcription by RNA polymerase II
Cellular component (GO): nucleus
Molecular function (GO): RNA polymerase II cis-regulatory region sequence-specific DNA binding; DNA-binding transcription factor activity
Source: RefSeq, a predicted model, not a curated record